AUGUCUUACGGCGGAUACACAAAGACGUCCUACGGCGCGCAGGGCGGCGACGACUCGGGCGGCUUCUUCGCCGGCGGCUCGCAGCCGGGCAGCCAGAGCGGAGGCGGAAAGUCCUACCAGGAUGAGUCCCUGCGGCCCGUCACCAUCAAGCAGAUCCUCGACGCCGAGGAGCCCUUCUCGGGCGCCGACUUCAAGAUCGACGGCUCGCCCGUGACGCAAAUCACCUUUGUCGGCCAGGUCCGCAGCGUCAACCCCCAGCCCACAAACAUCACGUUCAAGAUCGACGACGGCACCGGCCAGAUCGAGGUCAAGAAGUGGAUCGACGCCGACAAGCAGGACGAGCCCGACCCGGGCUUCGAGCUCGACUCGCACGUCCGCGUCUGGGGCCGCCUCAAGUCCUUCUCCAACAAGCGUCACGUCGGAGCCCACGUCAUCCGCCCCGUCGCCGACUUCAACGAGGUCAACUACCACCUCCUCGAGGCCACGUAUGUGCACCUCUUCUUCACCCGCGGGCCUCCCGGCGGUCAGCAGCAGCAGGGCCAGAACGGCGACAGCAUGUUCGUCGACGGUGGCGCCGGCUACGGAAACGGCGCGACGGCCGGCGCGAGCCUGGCCAACAGCAAGCUGGCGGACUGCUCACCUGCCGCCAAGAAAGUCUUCAACUACAUAAAUGACACGCCGGGGGGCAACGAAGGCGCGCACCUCAACGUCGUAUCCAGCGCCCUUGGCAUGUCGGUGCGCGAUGUCCUUAUGGCAACAGAAGACUUGCUGCAGCGGGGGCUUAUUUACACGACAGUCGACGACGAGACGUGGGCCAUCCUGGAUUACUAG
Purpureocillium lilacinum is the source of this 831-nucleotide messenger RNA. RefSeq names its product replication factor A protein 2. Gene Ontology annotation, biological process: double-strand break repair via homologous recombination; nucleotide-excision repair; DNA replication. The record is from RefSeq and is a predicted model, not a curated record. Gene Ontology annotation, cellular component: DNA replication factor A complex; nucleus; chromosome, telomeric region. Lineage: Eukaryota; Fungi; Ascomycota; Sordariomycetes; Hypocreales; Ophiocordycipitaceae. Gene Ontology annotation, molecular function: single-stranded DNA binding.